Durusdinium trenchii is the source of this 2931-nucleotide messenger RNA. The record is from the annotation of a GenBank genome assembly. Lineage: Eukaryota; Dinophyceae; Suessiales; Symbiodiniaceae.
AUGCCCCGUUCUGCAACACCACGAUCUUCUGCAAAUGCUGGAGCUUCAAGAGAAGUAACACCGCGGUCUGCAAAGUCAGGAGCCACUCAGUCUGUAGCUUCACAGUCAAAGGCUGCAGAGCGGUCCUCUCCAUCAUCAAGACACGUCACCCCUUGUGCUUCACCUGCUGGAGGCAGCACUCCUCGUCGUCGUCCUGCGGACUCCCCACGUUCUUCCUGCAACGAACGGCGUCCGGCCUCCUCUGGAGGAGCUACUCCAGGUGCUUCAUCAGGAGGAAGCACACCCCGCAGGAAGGCACCUUCCUUUGGAGGAGCAACACCGAGGCCAGAGAGCAAAGUUGAGCUCCUUUGGGGCUCAGGCAGCGCAAGGGAGGGCAGCCGAACUCCGGCCAGAACAAGACGGACAGCUUCUUCGGCCUCCUUGAGUUCUUCAACUCCAUCAACCAAAAGCAAGGAUGCUACUCGCUCCUCAACGAACUCCAGAGCGAACUCGGCUUCUUACAAGCGACCGCGGAGCAUUCCGGAAUCUCUUGUAUGCCUGCGAGAUGUUUGCGGCGGAGAAGCUCGGCGACUGGCGACAGAAUUUCCUGACUGGGAGGGAUUCUUCAAUGGCCUCGCAGGUUUGAUGAGGGAUGAAGUAACUACACACUUGAAGUCCUGUGGCAAGUGUCGAGCAGUUUCAUCCUUCUCGCGAAGCAAUUCGCGCUUUCAAAUUCAGCCUUUCUCUGAAGCCUCCCUGGCCACUGUCUGUCAGAGUUGCUUGCAGUCUUUGAAUGCAAGUCUGCUAGCAGAUUUGCAGAAGCAAAAGGACACCCUCUUGACAGAUAUCGCAGAUGCUUUGGGCAUGUCUUUGCGUGACUUGUUGUGUUUUGAAGGAGUUGCUUUGCAACGCCAAGAUGAGCGGCUCUCUUCCCUUCCCAUUGUGGCCUCUGAGAGAACUCGCAUCUUAUCUCAAGGGCAUUUGCGCGAAGAAACGCAGCACAUGUGGAUAGAGUUGCAAAGUGUCCGUCAAGCUCUGAAGGAGUGGAACUCUCUCGCAUGGCCGUUUGAGGGAAGAUACAUCCCGCACAAGUAUGGGUCUGUGGUGAGCAGCAGCGAUGUUCAGAACCAGGCUAACAGAAAGUGCAAGUUAUUUGCACAGGAAGCUUUGUUGGUUUUGUCGGAUUGGGAAGCAAAAUGGCCGCAAUUCAAAUUCCACGAGGUCUUUUCCCUUUUUGGGGUGCCCAUGUUGCAGUUAGAUCCGAAAACAGGGAUCGUAGAUUCUUUGGAUCUAGAUGACAACUAUGAUGAUCCUGUGCUGGAUGAAGUGGAGCUCUCCGCCUUGCAGCCCAUGCGCGUGGUCACCAGAGUCAGGCCCAUGCUAUCACAUGAGGAAGGUGAUGAUGUGUCUGCAGAAAUCUUGGAUGAACACACAGUUUCUUUUGAGACACUGCAUCAUGGCUAUGUUCCUGCUCGCCAUACUCUGCAGUUUGAUGCAGCCCUGCGGUGCUCCCAGACAGAGCUCUUCCGACGUUCUGGAGUCAGGGCACUUGUGCAUCGUGCUUGUGAAGGCUUUACUUGCAGCAUUUUUGCAUAUGGUCAAACUGGUGCUGGCAAGACGUACUCUCUGUUCGGCCCGCCAGAGAGCUUGUCACAUCUUGUGGAUGAUGAGCUUGCAGAGGAAGCAAAGCAGCAACUGCCCAUUGCUUGCCAUAGGCUCAUCGACGAAGCGCGAAGAGCGAAAUCUGGCAAACAGGGUCUCUUACCUAGAGCUUUGCAGUUUCUUUUUCGGGUUUUGAAGGAUUUGGAUCUCGAGUCCUGUGAGAUUCACGCGACUUUCAUGGAAAUUUACAACGAGACCAUCUUUGACUUGUUUGAGCCUUCGGCAGCGCGGCUAGAUGUUUAUCAGAGGCCUGGGUCAGAAGUGGGCUUCCAUGUUCCCGGCUUGACCCAGGUGCAAUGUUCUUCUGCAAUUGAGCUUAUGCAGGCUCUGCAGCGCGGCUUGUCAAGUCGACACAGUCACGGCCACUCGGCCAGCCGCGAAUCCUCCCGAGCACAUGCGAUUUUCACGGUGGAGAUUCGUUUGCCCGGCAACACUGCAGGGAAGCUGAUUUUUGCGGACCUGGCCGGUUCAGAGCGAUUGAAACGCAUCUCCGGUGCGGAUCAGAAGGAAACUGGGUAUAUCAAUAAGUCCUUGUUGAUGCUCUCGAACUGUGUUUCGGCUUUAUCUGCGAACCCUCCGACAAGUCCACCGGGCGCCUUUCGGAACUCGAAGCUGACCAAGGUUCUGAUGGAGGCUUUGUGCGGCACGGGCUUUACCAUUUUGCUGGCGGCUAUCUCGCCUGCCAAGCGUCACUUUGAUGAAACAGCCAACACUCUCAACUUUGCCGCAAAGUGCGGCAGUAUCCCAAGGCAAGUUGUCAACAAUGAGCCUGAACACCAGCGUGAGUUGCGACAGCUACAGGAAAUGGUGAAGCAGUUGCGUUCCGAGAUCAGCCUUCUUAAGGAAGGUAAAGAUGGUGAACGUGCAGCUGAAGCUGAAGACUUCACUUGCCCUGGUAGUGUCGAAAUUUGUGAGACCGUUCGACGUGACGAAUUCCAAGCACUUCAAGCCGAGCUUCAAAGAGAAAAGAUUCGCAACGAGGAAGUCAACACCCUCAGAGAGGCACUGCAAGAUUCCAUUGCUGCUUCAGAGAGGGGAAGUUCCAAGGAUGACAAGGAGUCACGGUCUUCACUUCUACUGUCUACGUCCACACUGACUUACUUUGGAACAAAGGCCAAGAGCGAAGGCGUUCUCGGCACUGAUGUGUUGCAAAGGGCGGAGAAGCAGGAUCAGUCGUUUGGUUCAGAGCUCUUCCAGGCGUCCACCUACCUGCGGAUAUGUCAGACGCAGACAAGUUUUGAACCGAAGGCCUUCUACCUUGAGCAGAAGAUUUGCAAGCAGGAGCUAUGA